AUGUUUCUCCCUCCCUCAAUCUCACUCUCUCCGGUUCAAGUUUCAUACGAUAAGUGCAUGUGUAGGUUUCUAGGUGUUCGUGUAUCAUAUCCGUGUAUAAUAAUGUCGGAUGAAGAACCAGUUGACCAGAAGAAAUACUUUGAAGAUUUAUGCAAGCCCAAGUGUGUUAGAGCUUGGCUCGACUAUCAGGGAUGUGUGAAAAGGGUUCAAGCAGAUGAAACUGGCCACAAACAUUGCACUGGGCAAUACUUUGAUUACUGGCAGUGUGUGGACAAAUGUGUUGCACCCAGGCUAUUUGCAAAACUCAAGAUCACCCAUCCUGAAAUUGCUCUUUCCUCAGACACGCUUAAAUGUAGAGUACUUAUGGGAUUCACCAUCCUCACGGCUUUAACAACACAUUGUGAUAAGCUAGCCACUUUUCUUGCCAUUACAAUGAUUGUUCUCAUGGCGUUCACCAGUUCUGGAACGAUGGCUCAGGAGUUUGAGGCAGCACCAGCACCAUCUCCAUCAAUGCAGAGCGCUGGAAUUGCAUUGCAAGUUCCUGCUUUACUUGCAGCCAUCGUGUCUUUGGUGGCUUGCUUCUUCUAA
Molecule: messenger RNA, 588 nt
Organism: Lactuca saligna
Lineage: Eukaryota; Viridiplantae; Streptophyta; Magnoliopsida; Asterales; Asteraceae
Source: the annotation of a GenBank genome assembly